AGUCCGGACGUGGUGGACGCCGGGUACCUGCAGCUCCUCUCCCAGUCGAAGCCUGAACCUCUUCCUGCUCAGUCUACCUGCAGUCCGGGCAUCAAUCCGCCUCCUCAACUCGUCUCUGUGGACCUUUAAACCAAACAAGGCUCAAACAUGUCUCAGAAGAUCAAAGCCGGCUCUGUGGUGGAGAUGCAGGGAGACGAGAUGACCCGAGUCAUCUGGGAGCUCAUCAAGGAGAAACUCAUCUUCCCCUACCUGGAGAUGGACCUGCACAGCUAUGACCUCGGUAUGGAGAACAGAGACGCAACAGAUGACCGAGUGACGGUUGAGGCGGCGGAGGCGGUCCGCCGUUACAGCGUGGGCAUCAAGUGCGCCACCAUCACGCCGGAUGAGAAUCGCGUGGAGGAGUUCAAACUGAAGCAGAUGUGGCGUUCGCCCAACGGCACCAUCCGUAACAUCCUGGGAGGAACCGUGUUCAGGGAGGCCAUCCUCUGCAAGAACAUCCCUCGCCUGGUGCCCGGAUGGAUCAAGCCCAUCAUCAUCGGCAGGCACGCCCACGGAGAUCAGUACAAAGCCACAGACUUCGUGGUGCCCGGGCCGGGGAAGGUGGAGAUGACCUACACACCAGCUAACGGAGAGCCGGUCAAAUAUGUCAUCUAUGAGUUUGAGGGCACAGGUGGGGUUGCCAUGGGGAUGUACAACACAGAUAAGUCCAUCCGGGACUUUGCCCACAGCUCCUUCCAGAUGGCUCUGACUAAAGCCUGGCCUCUGUACCUCAGCACCAAGAACACCAUCCUGAAGAAGUACGACGGGCGCUUCAAAGACAUCUUCCAGGAGAUCUACGAGAAGGAUUACCGUGCUCAGUUUGAGGCCAAAGGCAUCUGGUACGAGCACCGUCUGAUAGAUGACAUGGUGGCCCAGGCCAUGAAGUCAGAGGGAGGCUUCAUCUGGGCCUGCAAGAACUACGACGGAGACGUGCAGUCUGACUCUGUGGCACAAGGUUAUGGCUCCCUGGGUAUGAUGACCAGCGUGCUUAUCUGUCCUGAUGGACGCACUGUGGAGUCUGAGGCCGCCCACGGCACGGUGACACGCCAUUACAGACAACACCAGCAGGGGAAAGAGACCUCCACAAACCCCAUAGCCUCCAUCUUUGCGUGGACCCAGGGUCUGCUCCACCGGGCCAAGCUGGACAACAACACCCCGCUGAGGGUCUUCUCUGAGGCGCUGGAGGCCGUCUGCAUCGAGACCAUCGAGGCCGGCUUCAUGACCAAGGACCUGGCUAUCUGCAUCAAAGGCCUGCCAAAUGUGACUCGUGCCGACUACCUGAACACCUUCGAGUUCCUGGACAAGCUGGCAGAGAACCUGAAGCUGAAGCUAGCGAACCCUCCUAAACUGUGAUCUGACCUCCAGCCUCAGCCGCUAAACACAGACACACACACACACACACAUUCAGACACAUGCAC
Messenger RNA from Centropristis striata (black sea bass), 1457 nucleotides. RefSeq names its product isocitrate dehydrogenase (NADP(+)) 1 (gene idh1). The transcript is spliced from 9 exons. The record is from RefSeq and is a predicted model, not a curated record. Gene Ontology annotation, cellular component: mitochondrion; cytosol; peroxisome. Bases 148 to 1392 code for a protein of 414 amino acids. NCBI's taxonomy places the organism in Eukaryota, Metazoa, Chordata, Actinopteri, Perciformes, Serranidae. Gene Ontology annotation, biological process: isocitrate metabolic process. Gene Ontology annotation, molecular function: magnesium ion binding; NAD binding; isocitrate dehydrogenase (NADP+) activity.